Electrophorus electricus (electric eel) is the source of this 1586-nucleotide messenger RNA. RefSeq names its product GATA zinc finger domain containing 1 (gene gatad1). NCBI's taxonomy places the organism in Eukaryota, Metazoa, Chordata, Actinopteri, Gymnotiformes, Gymnotidae. Gene Ontology annotation, molecular function: sequence-specific DNA binding; zinc ion binding. Gene Ontology annotation, cellular component: nucleus. Gene Ontology annotation, biological process: chromatin organization; regulation of DNA-templated transcription. The record is from RefSeq and is a predicted model, not a curated record.
AAGAAUGCGUACGAUAUGAUGGAGGGCAGUAUGUGUUGAUGGGGUUUGUUGUUUCAGUAGCUAUACUUCGAAAUCAUAUACAUCUAUUAUUAUUUUAUGAGUAAGUUUAUCGGUUAGUUUUGUUUCCAGUAGAUUUUAGUAGCACAAAGUGUCUCUUAUCAGCAAGCAAGCAUCUCGAGGACUGGAAAAAAACAACGUUUUACACUUGUUCGAUGGCUCGCUAGCGAGCAAGCAAGCAAAUAUAAUAGAUUACUAGCUAGGUAGUGGGCUUCUCGUUCUAAGCAAAAAUGCCGCUGGGUUUAAAGCCAUGCUGUUCUGUCUGCAAAACAAACUCGUCGUCGAUGUGGAGAAAGGGAAAUCAGGGAGAAAUCCUUUGUAACAACUGUACAGCUAAAAGCAGUGUCACAGGAGUAUCAGGGUUGUCGGCGUCGUCCAACAUCCAGCAGAAUAAUGGCGGGGGCAAGCAGUCCAAACAAGAGAUCCACAGACGGUCUGCACGAUUGAGAAGCACCAAGUACAAGGCGCCUGCUUCUGAGAAGAAAGUUUCGACCAAAGGAAAAGGCAGACGGCACAUUUUUAAAUUAAAAAAUCCUAUCAAAGCUCCGGAGUCUGUGUCGACAAUCAUCACAUCCGAGUCGAUCUUCUAUAAGGGUGUUUAUUAUCAAAUAGGGGAUGUCGUAAAAGUUAUAGACGAAGAGGAUGGUAAACCUUAUUUUGCACAGAUUCGUGGUUUUGUUCAGGACCAGUACUGUGAGAAGAGCGCUGCAUUAACCUGGCUAAUCCCUACACAGUCUAGCCAGAGGGAUCAUUUUGAUCCAGGCACUUAUAUACUUGGUCCAGAAGAGGAUUUGCCCAGGAAAAUGGAAUUCCUUGAAUUUGUCUGCCAUGCUCCAUCAGAAUACUUCAAGUCAAGAAGCUGUCCCUUUCCAACAAUACCUAUUCGCCCAGAGAAAGGCUACAUUUGGACCCAUAUUGGACCUAGUCCUGCUGUUGCAAUCAAAGAAACUGUUAGCUGCAAUUAACUCUAGUUCAGCUUUAUAUACUGAGACCAAGAUUUAUCUAUUGAAUUGUGGAAAUUAUGGCAAAAUGUUCUGACAUGUGUAUAUAUAUUUUGAUGUUCCUUUAUUGGAGGUCUAGAGUAGUAGUCUUCCCCAUGGUUCUUGUGUGCAUAUAUUCUUGGAGAGUUGAUGCAUCAUCUCUGCAAUCUACCACCACAUCUUUUUUGAACUACCAAGCUAACUAUAAAUAAUUUUGCAGUACGUCAACAUUUGUGAAAAGAAUGCUAAGGACCUUAAUCAUUCAAAUGAAAGAUGACAUCCAUUUGGCUGGUUCAGUGCUUAACUAGAUGGAGUGGAAUCCUGGCCAGACGUGUGCUGGAAGACCUCAUCAUUACGCAGCCACAUGGUACAUCUGGGUAUAGUCCUAACGAAAUUACUGUCCCGGAUAUUCAGAUGGAAACUAUUAUUUGGAAACUUUUUUUUUUUAAUUGUUUUUUUGAGGAAAAACUAGAACAGGAUAGUAAAAUAUUUAUUAACAUGUUUCCAAGAUUUUCAGCAAUUAGAUUUAAAAUAAAGGGAUUUUGAGAA